AUGGUAAAAAACCUAAAACUUUAUUGUGAAACAAGUAAGAUUUUUUUAUUCAAUAUAACUCCAAUAACAUUCACAAUUGAUUUAAGCGAUGAUGCCUGUGUUCUUCAUUUGACUUAAUUCGCAAGUUAUUUUUAUAAAUUAAAUCCAAAUAAACCUAAAAGUAAUACUUAGAAAUUAAUAAAGGAACUAAUAAAUAAUUUGAAAUCAAUUUAUUAUUCAGUAAACUCUGAUUAUAAAAAGUUAAAAAGUAACUUUUUUUCAAAACCUAAAAUGCAUAAUUCUUUUAUUGAUUGCUUGUAGGAAAAUAACUAUAUUUGGUUACUUAAACCUACUGUUUAUAAUAGGGGAAGAGGUAUUGAGCUUUUUAAUAAUCUUGAUUAGUUUUAGAAAUUUAUUAAAGAAUACUCAGAUGGGAUUUUCGAUAAAAAUUUACUUCUGUAAAAUCAUAUUAAUAAAAAUAAUUAAAAUAAUAUUAACAAUAAUAAUAAAUCUUUUAAAUCUUAUUAGUUACUCAAGUCUUCUACUUUUGUUAUUUAGAAAUAUAUAGAAAAACCUUUACUUAUUUUUGGAAGAAAGUUUGAUAUUAGGAUUUUUGUGUUUGUCAAUUAUAAUAUGGAUUGUUAUAUUUAUAAAUGUGGAUAUAUAAGAACAGCUAGUUAGUUAUUUAAAAUUGGAGAUUUUUAAAAUUAAUUUAUCCAUUUAACUAAUAAUGCGGUUUAAAAAUAUGCCUAAAACUAUGGAUAGUUUGAAGAUGGAAAUAUUCUUUCAUUGGAAUAAUUACAAAGUUAAAUGAAUUAGUAUCCAGCCUUUGAUUUUUAUGGAAAAAUUUGGCCAAAAAUAAAGGAUAUUUGUUUAAUGACAUUAUAAAGUGUAAAAAAAAAAAUUAAUUCGGAUGAUAGAAAACAUUGUUUUGAAUUAUUUGGGUAUGAUUUCUUUAUUGAUGAGGAUUUUAAAGUAUGGCUUAUUGAAAUUAAUUCAAAUCCAUGUUUAGAAGAAUCAAAUUUCUAUCUAUCAUAACUUAUGCCUAGGAUGAUUGAUGACAUGUUCAAGAUAUCUUUAGAUUAACUUUUUACUAAACCUAAUGGGUAUGCUAAUAAAAUUUAGUAGAAAUUUACUAUUGAUGGAUAGAAUGAUGAUGAAAAUUUAUGGCAGUUUAUGAUUAAUCUAUCUUUAAAUAAUAAUAACAAAUAAAAUUGA
Molecule: messenger RNA, 1197 nt
Organism: Ichthyophthirius multifiliis
Lineage: Eukaryota; Ciliophora; Oligohymenophorea; Hymenostomatida
Product: tubulin-tyrosine ligase family protein, putative
Exons: 2
Biological process (GO): protein modification process
Source: RefSeq, a predicted model, not a curated record